Messenger RNA from Rhinolophus ferrumequinum (greater horseshoe bat), 4477 nucleotides. It is a transcript of the gene ZBTB20, whose product is annotated as zinc finger and BTB domain containing 20. The record is from RefSeq and is a predicted model, not a curated record. Gene Ontology annotation, biological process: regulation of transcription by RNA polymerase II. Gene Ontology annotation, molecular function: protein binding; DNA-binding transcription factor activity, RNA polymerase II-specific; RNA polymerase II cis-regulatory region sequence-specific DNA binding. NCBI's taxonomy places the organism in Eukaryota, Metazoa, Chordata, Mammalia, Chiroptera, Rhinolophidae.
GGCGUGAAGCGCCCAAUGUGGACCUUCUACCGAAGAAGUAAGGGCGGGGGAAGUUUAGGAGUUGAGGAAAGAAGAUUAAAGAGCGCGAGGAGCCACACAAAAGAAGUGUUAAGAAUUGCCCUUUGAGACUCUGAAGGCUGAAGGUACCUGAUAAAUUUCAAGUCUGUCUGUGCCCCAUAGCUGCACAGACUGCCUGAAGUUACAUUUAGAGACUGAAAUCACUGCACCUUAAAAACAAAAGAUUGAGCUGCACUGCAUUCCUAAUGUUUCACCAUCACUAACUGAAUAGUCCUCACUCAACAUUGCUGUCUGUGGCUGGUGGCAAGAGAAGCAGUGAGUGGCACUUUUCCUCCACGUUUUGAGAGAAAGAGAAUUGGCUGGCUGGAAUAAAACCUUGCUUUCCAUAUGGUCGACUUGAAAUACUGCAUUGAAAAGUUCCGUGACCAUCAGUCUGUGGCCUGCCCUUUCUCUUUAUAUGCAGCCGCUCUCUGUUCCCUGCCCCAAUGAUCAUCUGCACUAGGCCCAAGCCUUGGAGUGAUUUACCUGAAGAGUGACACCAUUUAUUUGGAAACUACUAUGAGGAAACUGAAGCCCAGAGAGGUGAAGUGAGGUGCCCAAGGCCACACAGCAAGUUAGAGGCACAGCUAGUACCAUAGCUCAAGUCUCCUGACUCCCAGUCCAGUGCUCCUCCCAUUACUCCACGGGUCCUGUCUCUAAGCUUCCUGACAAAUGCUAGAACGGAAGAAACCCAAGACAGCUGAAAACCAGAAGGCAUCUGAGGAGAAUGAGAUUACUCAGCCGGGUGGAUCCAGCGCCAAGCCGGGCCUUCCCUGCCUGAACUUUGAAGCUGUUUUGUCUCCAGACCCAGCCCUCAUCCACUCAACACAUUCACUGACAAACUCUCACGCUCACACCGGGUCAUCUGAUUGUGACAUCAGUUGCAAGGGGAUGACCGAGCGCAUUCAUAGCAUCAACCUUCACAACUUCAGCAAUUCCGUGCUCGAGACCCUUAACGAGCAGCGCAACCGUGGCCACUUCUGUGACGUGACGGUGCGCAUCCACGGGAGCAUGCUGCGCGCGCACCGCUGUGUGCUGGCCGCCGGCAGCCCCUUCUUCCAGGACAAGCUGCUGCUGGGCUACAGCGACAUCGAAAUCCCGUCCGUGGUGUCAGUGCAGUCGGUGCAAAAGCUCAUUGACUUCAUGUACAGCGGCGUGCUGCGCGUCUCGCAGUCGGAGGCCCUGCAGAUCCUCACAGCCGCCAGCAUCCUGCAGAUCAAAACCGUCAUCGAUGAGUGCACACGCAUCGUGUCACAGAAUGUGGGCGACGUGUUCCCGGGGAUCCAGGACUCGGGCCAGGACACGCCGCGGGGCACUCCGGAGUGAGGCACCUCGGGCCAGAGCAGCGACACGGAGUCGGGCUACCUGCAGAGCCACCGCAGCCAAGCGUGGACAGGAUCUACUCGGCGCUCUUACGCGUGCUCCAUGCAGAACGGCAGCGGCGAGCGCUCCUUCUACAGCGCGGUGGUCAGCCACCACGAGACUGCAUCGGCCAUGCCACGCGACCACCACAUGGAAGACCGCUGGAUCACGCGCAUCCACGAGCGCUCGCAGCAGAUGGAGCGGUACCUGUCCACCACCCCCGAGACCACGCCCUGCCGCAAGCAGCCCCGGCCUGUGCGCAUCCAGACCCUUGGGCAACAUCCACAUCAACAGGAGAUGGAGGACGAUUACGACUACUAUGGGCAGCAAAGGGUGCAGAUCCUGGAGCGCAACGAAUCCGAAGAGUGUACGGAGACAACCGAUCAGGCGAGGGCACCGAGAGUAGCCCAAGGCGAAAGCUUCGACUCCGGCGUCAGCUCCUCCAUAGGCACCGAGCCUGACUCCGUGGAGCAGCAGUUUGGGCCCGGGGCAGUGCGGGAUGCCCCCGCUGAACCCGCCCAACCCGAGCAAGCCGCGGAAAGUCCUGCAGAGGGCGGCCCGCAGCCCCACCAGUUAGAGACCGGUGCCUCCUCCCCGGAAAGAAGCACGGAGGUGGAUAUGGACAACACGGUCAUCACUGUCAGCAACAGCUCGGAUAAGAGCGUCCUGCAGCAGCCUUCGGUGAACACGUCCAUCGGGCAGCCGUUGCCAAGUACCCAGCUCUACUUACGCCAGACAGAAACCCUCACCAGCAACUUGAGGAUGCCUCUGACCUUGACCAGCAACACCCAGGUCAUUGGCACAGCCGGCAACACCUACCUGCCAGCCCUCUUCACUACCCAGCCCGCGGGCAGCGGCCCCAAGCCUUUCCUCUUCAGCCUGCCACAACCCCUGGCAGGCCAGCAGACCCAGUUUGUGACAGUGUCCCAGCCCGGCCUGUCGACCUUUACUGCACAGCUGCCAGCGCCACAGCCCCUGGCCCCAUCUGCAGGCCACAGCACAGCCAGUGGGCAGGGAAAAAAGCCUUAUGAGUGCACUCUCUGCAACAAGACUUUCACAAUCACACAUCCACCCAAACAGAACUACGUCAAGCACAUGUUUGUACACACAGGUGAGAAGCCCCACCAAUGCAGCAUCUGCUGGCGCUCAUUCUCUUUAAAGGAUUACCUUAUCAAGCACAUGGUGACACACACGGGAGUGAGGGCCUACCAGUGUAGUAUCUGCAACAAGCGCUUCACCCAGAAGAGCUCUCUGAACGUGCACAUGCGCCUCACCGGGGGGAGAAGCUACGAGUGCUACAUCUGCAAAAAGAAGUUCUCCCACAAGACCCUCCUGGAGCGGCACGUGGCCCUGCACAGUGCCAGCAACGGGACCCCUCCCGCGGGCACCACCCCCGGAGCCCGCGCCGGCCCCCCAGGGGUGGUGGCCUGCACGGAGGGGACCACUUACGUCUGCUCCGUCUGCCCAGCAAAGUUUGACCAAAUCGAGCAGUUCAACGACCACAUGAGGAUGCAUGUGUCUGACGGAUAAGUAGUAUCUUCUCUCUUUCUUAUGAACAAAACAACAACAAAAAAAGAAACAAACAAAAAAAAAAGCUAUGGCACUAGAAUGUAAGAAAUGUUUUGGUUUCAUUUUUACUUUCUGUUUUUGUUUUUGGUUCGUUUCAUUUUGUACUACAUGAGAACUGUUUUUUGCCUGCUGGUACAUUACAUUUCCGGAGGCUCGGGUGAAUAAUCGUUUCCCAGCCUCCCUCGGAUGGUGGCCUUAAGGCCUGGUAGUGCUUCAAGAGGUCCACUGGUUGGAUCUCUAGCUACUGGCCCUCUAAAUACACCCUUCUUUACAAAAAAAAAAUCUUUAAAAAAAAAGUAAAAAAAAAAAAAAAAAAAUUUUUUUUUUCACUUGUGAAGAGCACUACAAAAAAUAUAUAACAAAAUCUAAAAGGCCCUACUGUCUUUAAGUACACCGCUUGCAGUGUUUCAGUGGACAUUUCACAAUUCUGGCCGCUUGGACUUCACAGUAACCAGUUAAAACUGUGGGAAUAUCACUUCUGGUUGAAAAGCCAGAGGAAAGGCCCUGCUGUUUUCCACCUACCAUGUUGUCUGAUUUCAUAAAAGGGCUGUGGGGUGGAAGGGGCAGUGGGUUUGGUGGUGUGGGAAAGGCAAAUGGCAGGCUUCUCCCCCUGAUUCUGCUUGGGUCCACACACCCUGGCCCACCUCCUCCAUGUCCCCCCCUUGCAGCAGAAGCCAGGAAGACUUGGACAAGCAUCACGCAAACAGUGGCUAUCGUAUUAUUCAGUGUCUUCGCUGAGCCACAGCCUCAGCACAAUCAAGAGGGACUUUCAUGAAAGGCAGGAAUGCAGAUAAAACAAAGAUAUCAGAGGUUGCACCUAACGUUUCUAGGUACAAGAGAAGGAUUAUUUCCAACAUCUUUGCAAAAAACAAAAAACGAAAAAAAAAAAGUGUCAGGAUAUAUUCUUGUGGAAGAGAGAAAGAGAAAUGGAGGGUGGGGGAUAAUCAAAAGUUCUUGAGGCUUUUUUAAUUCAAAAUUUUUAUAGAGGGGCAAAAGUGACGUUUACCAGAUAGAAUGCUGAUUUUUUUAAUAUAUUUACAACAGUAUUUGUGUAAAAAAAAAAAACAAAAAAAAAGUGAGAUUGUUAAAAGUAAUUUUUUUCCAUUUUGGUUUUGCAUACACUGCCACCAAUCCCUUCUCUUUUAUUUUAUUUCACACACAUAUAUAUAUUUUUGGUAGUCAAGACUGUUAAGGUUAGCGAUACUGCUUCCAGAUAGAAAGAAUAAAAGGCAAUUAAGUUAUAUUUGAAAGAGAGGAAGGAUAUUUUCUUCAUAUUUUUUUAAUUUUUCUUAAUUUUUAUUAUUUAAAGUAUUGCCUGGGUUAUGAGGGCCUCUGUGGCCAGCCAUCCCUGCUGUAAUUUGGAACUGCUGCUUUGUAUUUUGAUAUGUAGUUCUUUGACUUUUAGCAAGCUUAGGUUACUCCACUGAUUUUUUUUUUUUUUUUUCCAACCGAUCCAUUUAGAAUUCUGUUCUUUUUCAUGGGAGGGACU